AUGACCCCAGCCGAAUUAAAUGAGCUGAAAGAGCAAUUGCAGGAAUUGUUGGAGAAGGGGUUCAUCAUACCCAGUGUAUCACCUUGGGGUGCACCUAUUCUAUUUGUGAAAAAGAAAGAUGAGGCCAUGAGACUUUGUAUAGACUAUCAGCAGUUGAAUCAGCCUAGGGAUAUCAACCAUGCAACUCAACUUGUACGUGAAGGUCAGAAUUCAAGGAAUAGGGACCUAAUUGGAGAAGUAUUAGAAUCAUUGAAAAUUUAUGACCUAGAAGCUACAGGGGAUGAGUAUACAUCUGAAGAAUUGGAGUUGGAUGAUGAGAUGGAAGAUAACACACCACCAGUAUAA
Molecule: messenger RNA, 345 nt
Organism: Amborella trichopoda
Lineage: Eukaryota; Viridiplantae; Streptophyta; Magnoliopsida; Amborellales; Amborellaceae
Source: RefSeq, a predicted model, not a curated record